CAUGGCGGAAGUGAGGAGACGUCAGCGUGCUCGAGUUAAAGGAGAAGUUCGUGGCAGCGGUAUCUCUCACAAGCAUGAGGGCUCCGCGAUGGCGGCGGAGACGCUCACGGUGUUUCUAAAGCUCUUCGCUGCGGGAUUUUACGGGCUGAGUUCGUUUUUAAUCGUGGUGGUGAACAAAAGCGUCCUGACGAAGUACAGCUUUCCUUCAUCAAUAUGUGUGGGAAUCGGUCAGAUGCUGGCCACGGUGCUCGUGCUGUGGAUGGCGAAGGCAGUGCGAAUAAUCACCUUUCCAGAUUUUGACAAAAACAUACCUCGCAAGACAUUUCCUCUACCUCUUCUUUAUGUAGGGAAUCAAAUAACAGGGCUGUUUGGGACAAAAAGGCUGAAUUUGCCCAUGUUUACUGUCCUGAGGAGGUUCUCCAUUCUCUUUACUAUGUUGGCUGAGGGGUUCCUUUUGAAAAAGAAAUUCUCUCGACCAGUCCAGCUUACAGUGUUUGCUAUGAUUUUAGGAGCUUUCGUUGCGGCCAGCACUGAUUUAGCCUUUGACCUUCAAGGCUAUGUGUUCAUUCUCUUAAAUGAUGUCCUCACUGCCAUCAACGGGGCAUAUGUGAAACAGAAGCUUGACUCCAAGGAGCUGGGAAAGUAUGGUCUGCUAUAUUAUAACGCUUUAUUUAUGCUAGCCCCAACAGUGGUUUUUGCUCACUUCACUGGAGAGCUACAGAAGGCUGUGGAGUUUGAUGGCUGGUCAGAUAUUUUAUUUGUCAGCCAGUUUAUUCUUUCUUGUGUCAUGGGGUUCAUUUUAAUGUAUUCCAUAGUUCUUUGUACCCAGUACAACUCUGCUCUCACAACUACUAUUGUGGGCUGUGUAAAAAACAUUUUAGUAACGUACAUUGGGAUGGUCUUCGGUGGAGAUUACGUUUUCACAUGGACCAACUUCCUGGGCUUGAACAUCAGCAUCGCAGGCAGCCUGGUGUACUCGUACAUCACCUUCACAGAGGAGCAAUCAAGUAAGCAGAGUGAAGGUGCUGGCAAGCUGGAGCUGAAAGGGAAGAUAGCUGUAUGACAGGGCUGCGGCCAAACCGUUUGUGCUUUCGAGCACAUGGAAAGAUGCCAAACCAAAAGAGAGGACUCCUUAGAACAUGAGGAUGCAGCUUGGCCUGCAGCAGUUGCGCUUCUUGUCAAUGUAAAGGAAUGCGUUUUGGGUCAUUCCUGAGUUUUAUUUACUUUUUUUUUUUUUUUUUUUUUUAUAUAUAGGGCAUUUUGGGGACCAGGUCAUGUUUGCAACAUGGAAGAAAUGUUUUUUUUAAUUCUUAUUUUUUAAAUUUGUACAGUUAGUAUUUAAGUGGAAGAGUUAUAGAAAUGUGUUAUUUCAUAUACAGGUCAAUUAAUUGUAUGGCUGUGCUGGAUCAAGGGUUUUCAACGUGUCUGAUUUUCUCAGCAGCAGAAAAUAGUAACCCGCCCCAACAUAUCAGAAAGAGCGUUUCCUGAAAACCUGAAUGGUCUGAAGGAAUAUGUGAGACAUUGAAGUGUGUUUGUGAGAGAUUGAGGGACAGAAUGCAUGCACGAUAAUUGCAGUAUUUUGACAUUUAUAUUAAGUACAGCACAACUUUAUCCACCACACUUUUUUUUGUUUGUUUAUAGCUUGUGGUCAUGUAUGUGUCUAACAGAGUACUAACAGCUAGUAAAUGCACUUUUGCCAUCCACACUGAGUAGGGUUUAAACUGCAGUAUGUUCAAAAUGUUUACAUUUUUUUCCCAACAGAAAUGCCUUAAUGGAGAGCGCCACCUGGCGGUGGAAAUUGCUAUAAGACUUCCUCCUGUUCAUGAAGGGUCUUUGUAAACGAUGGGAUAAUGUACAUCCAGAACUGGCUGCUUUAUGAAUGUAGGUAAUGUAAAAUGAACAAAUAGACUUGUGAUGACACUGUUGUAUGAUUUUGUGAAAUUAUUCUGUAGCAAGACUUAAAUGUUUUGCAGUACAUGGCGUACCUUCUGAAAAAUAUCUAAACUCCAUUGAGUCAGAUCGAAUUCAGUAAAAAAAUUUUUUGUUGCUGCUGCUGAAAGCAUAUGUACUGAAAUUUUAAUCA
This is a messenger RNA of Scleropages formosus (Asian bonytongue), 2083 nucleotides long. It is a transcript of the gene slc35d1a, whose product is annotated as solute carrier family 35 member D1a. The record is from RefSeq and is a predicted model, not a curated record. The coding region runs from base 2 to 1063 and encodes 353 amino acids. Lineage: Eukaryota; Metazoa; Chordata; Actinopteri; Osteoglossiformes; Osteoglossidae. The transcript has 12 exons.